UUAGAAUCGAAGGAAAACAUCACCCCCAUGGCCGAUUGCGAUGGCUCUGAAGUUCCACAACCGUGUUGGAACGCUUGUCACUCUUAGUAACAACAAUUGCACGGCCCAGAGAAACCAUCCCACGCAGGAAUUCAACAAUGGGGUAGUAAUGAGUGCGGAACCACUCCAGGACAAUGUUCCUUUCGAAGUUCGAAUAGACCGAAAGGUAAACUCCUGGAGUGGUUCUAUUGAGAUAGGUGUCACAACAUGUGACCCUAGCACUAUGAAAUUCCCUAUCAGUGCCACAGGAUUCAGAGAGGGAACAUGGGUGAUGUCUGGUAGCUCCAUAUUGAGGGAUGGACACUCUGUCAUUGAGGAAUAUGGGGCAGAUCUUGAUCAACUUAAUGAAGGUGAAAAGGUUGGUGUGAUGCGUACAACAGAUGGGACUCUCCAUUUUCUGGUGAAUGGGGUAGACCAAGGCCCAGCAGCUAAUGGCAUUGCAGCAAAAGUAUACGCAGUCAUAGAUAUGUACGGAAAAUGUGCCCAAGUUACCAUUGUUGACAAUGCACCUGGAACCAACCAGGAAAAUGAUGGAAUUUCCAAUGAUGUUGCUAGUCAGCUUGCAAAUGAGUUCCUUACUCAACUGUCCAAUCAAAUAGUAAAUGAUUUGACAAGAAAUGUAGAGGCCCUGGGAAUAGACACUGUAGCUCCCAGUUCCAAUGAGCGUCUGACAUUCCAUGAGCGCUGUGGAAGUCUCGUCAAACUCAGUAACAGCCGUCGAACGGCUGAGAGACGCCAUCCACUGGAUGAAUUCAAUAAUGGAGUAGUAAUGACCAAUCGACCUUUGAAAAAUGAUGAGUUAUUUGAGAUUCGCUUGGAUGUAUUGGUUGACAAAUGGUCAGGAUCCAUAGAGGUAGGAAUUACUACCCACAAUCCCUCUGUGUUAGACUUUCCUGCCACCAUGACUAACAUGAGAUCAGACCUGGAUGUUGUAGGUACCAUAAUGAUGAGUGGGUGCGGAAUUCUGACCAAUGGCAAGGGAACCAGGCGGGAGUAUGGUGUCUACAACCUGGACGAGCUAACAGAAGGUGAUCGUAUAGGACUGAUCAGGAAAUCCAAUGGACAUCUCCACUACUAUAUCAAUGGGGAGGACCAGGGUGUGGCCUCCAAUGAGACCCCUCCCACUAUCUGGGGGGUGGUGGACCUGUACGGUAUGGCAGUCAAAGUGAGCAUACUGGACCGCAAUGACCCCAACUACCCUAACAACAUAUCAUCCCCAGCCCAGAGGGCGCGCAACAUAUUCAGACAGUACCCAGACAUGUACGAUGAGAUCUCUUCUGAAGAAGCUGAGCCAGUGGAGAGGCUGCUGUUUCAUACUAGAUGUGGGUCACACGCAGCGGUCAUCAACAACCAAAGGACAGCGCACAGACCAAAUGCCCUUGAUGAUUUCAACUAUGGGGUAGUCCUUACUAAUCGCACACUCAGGCCGGAGGAAUUGUUUGAAGUUCAUAUUGAUAAGAUGGUGGACAAGUGGGCAGGGUCCAUUGAGAUCGGGGUGACUCUCCAUUCACCAAAUGACCUUGACUUCCCUUCCACAAUGACUAACAUGAGGUCGGGGACGUGGAUGAUGACUGGGACGGGGGUUAUGCAUAACGGGACGACUGUGAUUGACAUGUAUGGCCAAAAUCUGGACAGGUUAAAGGCAGGAGACAGAGUUGGAGUGAAGAGACGAGGGGAUGGCACGCUCCACUUUUAUGUGAAUGGGAUUGAUCAAGGGCAGGGGGCAACAGGUGUCCCUCCCAAUGUGUAUGGGGUCAUUGACCUUUAUGGUCAGGCAGCACAGACCACCAUUGUUGACCAUACAGAUCCCCUAUCUCCGGAUGCUGACUCCAGUAAUAUAAGCGACACAGAGGAACUCCGUUUCCAUCACAUUCAUGGUCAGAAUUCCACCAUCGCUAACAAUGGUCGCACCUGUCUAAGGCCCAAUGCCACAGGCGAGUUUAACGAUGCAAUAAUAAUGAGCAGUCGUCCCCUGAAAGAUAACGAGCUGUUUGAAGUUAUCAUUGAGAAGAUGGUGGAUCGCUGGUCUGGGUCACUGGAGGCAGGGGUGACCCUAAUCAAACCAGAGGAGCUGGAGUUUCCCAACACGAUGACAGACAUAGCAUACGAUACUUGGAUGCUUAGUGGGGCAGCCAUCAUGCAGGAUGGGUCUACUAUCAGAAAUGGGUACCCCCUCGACCUUGAUGCUGUUACUGUGGGUUGUAGGAUCGGGAUCAUGCGGUGCUCUGAUGGCACUCUACAUUAUUUCUUGAACGGGGCUGACCAGGGAGCGGCCUGCUCAGAUGUUCCACAUGGUAUAUUUGCUGUGAUUGACCUAUAUGGACAGUGUGCUCAGGUGUCUAUUACCAGUGGAUCAGGUGUUUACCAAGACAACAACCUCCCACAGUCUGAUCAGGCCAUUAUGUCACCCUCCUCAUCAGAUGUUUCUCACCGCUUUAGUUUGUGUUGUGGUAAAUGUAUAACAAUAAAAAACAACAGCUGUACCACGGUACGUUCCACUGGGUACAACAACGCCAUCGUGUUCAGCUCCGAUCCACUCAAGAGGGACGAGAUAUUUGAGAUAAGAAUUGAUCAGGUGUGCCGAGUAUGGUCUGGGUCACUACACAUUGGUCUGACCACUCUAGCGAUCUCUGAUACAACCUCUUCCUCAAUCAUCCCAGCGUCUGCCCUUGAACUGACCUCCAAACUGACGUGGUUAAUCACAGGGUCAGAGGUCAGGAAGAAUGGUUUUGUCAUCAAGGAGAACUAUGCACCAGCUCUUGAGAGAUUAGAGGUUGGUAAUUUUGUGGGCAUCCGCCGCGUCUCAGAUGGAACUCUUCAUCUGUACAUUAAUGGUGAGGACAUGGGCGUGGCAGCCUCUAACAUCCCUAAGAACGUGUUUGUGGUGAUCGACCUUUAUGGUCCAGUGGAGAUGAUCACCAUCACCAGCAGUUGCUCUUGGGACGCCUCUUUAAUGGCCAGCCAGCAGUCUCAGUCCAUUACCUCAGAACUCGCCGAGGCAGCGGAGUUUGAUGCGGAUGAGGAAUACCCCAAUACUAUUGGGUUCCACACGAACCAUGGCAAGAAUAUAAUGAUCAGUAAUGGAGGCCUGACAGCUGACAGAACAGAGAGUUACAACCAGGGAAUUAUUGUUACUAGCCAGCCACUGCGCAAGAAACACAUGUUUCAGGUGCGGAUUGAACACCUGAACACCCGCUGGAGUUUCUCACUGAUGAUCGGUGUAUUGGGAUUCCCCCCUGAUAAAUACACCUUUCCUGUGUCUUCCAUGUCCAUCAAAAAGUCCUGUAUCAUGAUUCAGGGGAAUGCAGUGUACAGCUCAGGGUGUAAGAUUAAAGAAAAUUAUGGUCCAAAUCUGGAUGAGCUACAGAUUGGUCAUGUGAUAGGGAUAAUGGUGGAUGAGGAGAGUAACCUGCGACUGUUUUUUAACGGGGUGGAUCAAGGCGUGGCGGCGCGGGAUGUCCCAGGCUCCUGUUACGGUCUGGUGGAUCUCUAUGGGAUUUGUGACAAGGUGACAGUGGUCCCUAACGAAGGAAGUGGGGAAUCCCCUGAGCCUCAUCACAAAGACAAAGAGAAGGCAGAGAAAGAAAAUAUGGAAGAAGUGCUUAAGGAAAAGCAGAGUCUGAGUGAGUCCAUUUUAGGGAGUGUUGUGAUUCGGCCAUGCGAGUACGCCAAAACUUGCUCCAAAGUUCGCAGUCUGAUGGGUAUCCCGGAUGGAUUCUUCCUGGAACAACAAAUGACAUGUUAUUGUGAAUCUUGCCAUAAACUUAGAUCGGAGGAUUUGUAUCUCAGGAGAGGGGAACCCCCUAGGGAGUACUCGGUACCCCUGGGAUGGUGCCGAUACAUUCUCAAACAGCGUCAGAAAGCAUCAUCAUUUGUAGCAUCGGACAAAUGGCAUGUGGCAUAUUAUGGAACGCAGCUGGAGGUCCUUAGAAAAAUUCUAGACACUGGAGAUAUACAUGCAUGUAGUGACCAGAUGGGAGGAGGAAGCAUUCUGCUGCCACAGUCCAUAGCAUUCACCGAGAAAUCCCGCCCAGACAGCUCUAGUCUCAAACAAAUCAUCAUGUCUCCCACUAUACGAUACAUAGGAUGUAACGAGUUCUCGCCCAAAUUCAAACUUCUAGAUCCAAGAACAAAAAAGACAUUCCAUGUUCGAGUGGCAUUUCAGGUCUGGCUAAAACCAGGCUCGUAUAAAACAGGUCCCCAGAGUCUGGGUCUCACCGAUCAGAUUGAUCCACAGUUCCCCAACAGUGAACUGGAGUGGUCCACCAAGGAGCAUGGGUCCGUUCUCUUACAUGGACUGCUUAUAAAGAUAGAAAACUUGUAGCAGAAAACAGUUCUAAGACAGUUUAUUUAAUUAGGAUUGCGGUCUAAGUGUUACAGGAAACAAAAUUGGAGGGUGAAAGUUACAAGAACUUCUUAGCACUAUUUAAAGAGCCUACAGUCCAUCAGGAGGACACUGAUUGAAUAGAUAUAUAUUACUAGUCUUCUCAAAAAAUGAGAAAAAGACAAAAAUGUUAUCUGAGGAGAAUGUAGCAAUGGACUACAAAAAAAUCCAGUUGAAUGAUGUUUGUGUGUGAUUGUAAUUUUGAAUUUGCUAAAUCAAAGUAUUUUGCCAUUAAGCACACUAUGUAGUUGGAUCUAUUGUUUGAUCAAGAGUUUUACGUAAUCAUGCAUCAAAGUAAUUAACUUUCAUCCAUACGGACACAUAUCUGUACCUGAAUCAACCUACAGCUCAUAUGACUUGCUCACCAUAUGUAUUGAUGUGUGUUCACUGACCACCUAUUACAAAGGUUACAAAAAACAGCAACUGAAACCACGGCUACAUUCAAGUGAAUCAGGAAUUCCUGAACUUUUUAAAAUAUUGUUAGUGGUUUUGUUUCUGUUUUAUUUUUUAAUGAAGAUUUUGAUACAUGUAGAACAGAUUUUACAUUCAGAAAGAUAGCUUUACUUGCAUGAAUUGUAAGUAGAAAACAGAAUGAUGAAAAAAUUUACAAAUCAGAAUAUUCAAUAAUCUUUGUUGUUUUAUAAGAUUUUGUAUUGGUGUCAGUGUGUUAACAUAAAAACCUUUUUGUUGUACUGAAGUUGUAAACAAAGUCCGAGUGACACGGUAGACUGUCAGAAGUAUGUGAUGGUGAGUCAUUAUUUAUUACAGCAUACUUGAUGGUUUGUAACUUUACCAGUCAUUCUUGGUGGUUGAUUGCUUUAUGGUAAGUAAGCAGCAUUGCGAUUUAUCAGUUAGAGGUCAUGUAUGUAUAAGACUGGCAUUUUGAGAAUGGCUAAUAAGUUGAUCUGUAAAGUAUUAUUGUCAGGUAUUUAAAACCAAUGAAAUCAGUCUAAAACAUAUUUUAGAUGUGUUUGUAUGAAUUUUAAUAUACUGUACAUGUAUAUUUAUGUGUCUUACUGUGUAUGUAUUUGUUUAAUAUAUAAAUAAUAACUCCAUAGGAGUGUUUUGACAAUUUGAGGCUAACUGCCUUUGACACAAUUUUAGCCAUUACAAUAAUGUUUUUUGUUUUCAAAAAAGAAUUUUCAAUAGUAGAUUUGUUUACAAUAUUAAUAUUAAUAGAAUGCAGAUGUUUUUCAAUUUUUUAAUUUAUUAUGUUUGUUACUGAUCUCACCUUCUCCAUAUCUGUUUUGUGUAUAAUACCGCAAAAUAAAAGAGGGCGAUAAAUUUUA
Messenger RNA from Magallana angulata, 5712 nucleotides. RefSeq names its product neuralized-like protein 4. Lineage: Eukaryota; Metazoa; Mollusca; Bivalvia; Ostreida; Ostreidae. The record is from RefSeq and is a predicted model, not a curated record. Bases 41 to 4363 code for a protein of 1440 amino acids. Gene Ontology annotation, molecular function: ubiquitin protein ligase activity. The transcript has 24 exons.